Colletotrichum tamarilloi is the source of this 237-nucleotide messenger RNA. RefSeq lists its product as uncharacterized. The coding region runs from base 1 to 237 and encodes 78 amino acids. NCBI's taxonomy places the organism in Eukaryota, Fungi, Ascomycota, Sordariomycetes, Glomerellales, Glomerellaceae. The transcript has a single exon. The record is from RefSeq and is a predicted model, not a curated record.
AUGACUGCGGCUGCUGCUGCGGUGUAUAUCCAUGUCGAGGCCAGCGUUGGCGGCGCCAUGCUAUCGCACUUUCAACUUGACAUGCAAAAGAUGACGGCAGCCAACGAUGCACUCAUCCGGGUCCUGCGAGACUCGAAACUUGCGCCUUCCUUACCAACAAAAGGCUGUCGUCUUCCGUGCGGCGUGCGGUGGUCUCGGCGGACGACGCGGUAUACCUCGGCGCCUGGCUCGCUGUGA